Messenger RNA from Entrophospora sp. SA101, 735 nucleotides. NCBI's taxonomy places the organism in Eukaryota, Fungi, Glomeromycota, Glomeromycetes, Entrophosporales, Entrophosporaceae. The record is from the annotation of a GenBank genome assembly.
AUGUCGUAUUGGAUGCAAACAAAAGACAUAUUCCAACACCAAGUUCGAGAACAACUUCAACAUAUUCAAACUCAAGAGUAUCCAAGCUGUUCUGCUGUUUCAUCAACCGACAAGUUGGGUGUCUUGAUUGAUGAAUUAAAUGAAUUACAUAAUAUCAUGCCAAAGUUGAAAAGAAACAAUUAUGUAACGAUGAAAUUCGCUCUCGAGAAGAGAAGCGGUCGUAGUGGUAGUCAUUAUAACAACCGUCCUUCAACCAUCAGUAAUAAUAAAGACAACAACCUUAACGUAAUCUUUUCUCUAAACGAAGGAGUCGGGAUCGACGACGAAAUGCUCUUAGAAAAUCCACCAUAUAAAAUACAUUUUUCUAGUAUAGAUGAGCUUAUUUCCCCAUCCACAAAAAGCAGAUCAUAUAAUAAAUCUCAAAAAGAUCCAACCGCAAAAACAUAUAUUCCUAGGCUGCAAAACGAAUUCAUGCUCUUCAGAAAAAAUUACAGCAAGGGCCUUAAAAAUCAAAAGAAAAGCGAUCGUGCCGCCAGUAAAAUCUCAACGAAUGCUAAAAAGGAGUGGAAUAAUGUCUCUCCGCAAGUAAGAUUAUACUUUAUAAAAUUGGUGGAACUUGCUGCUAAAUUGCAUAAGGAAAAAUAUCCCAAUUAUGCCUACAUUCCAAAAAGAAAAGACGAAAAAAAUAUCAACAGCAAACAACACAAUUAUAAUGGCAACAACACAAGACGUUAA